GCCACGGUUGGCGAACGGGUAAAAAGGAAGAGCCGAUCGCCUCGUUACUCAAGGAAAAGGCUCGACGUCGCUGGAGGAGGGAAAAGUUGGUUUUUUAGGAUAAAAACCAACUUAAAGUACAAAAAGAGCCGGAAACGGCGGGAAUGCGACGUUGGAAACGAUCGUGAUCUUGAAUAAAGACUUGGAAAAAGUGAAAUGGCGACCAUCGUGCCAUGCUCAUUGGAGAAAGAAGAAGGAGCACCAUCAGGACCUCGUCGGCUUCAAACUGAGAUCGACGUGGACGCCAACGACAGCGGAAACGAGCUGUCGAUGGGCGGAAGCAGCAGUGAAGGUGACUCAAUGUCCCACCAUCGCGGUGAGCAUUCACCAAACCAUCAUCAUCAGGAUAAUCAUCUUGGCUCGGGACCACCACCACCACAGUUCACUGGCUCACUAUUUGACACUCCACCGUCAAUGAUUCAGUCACCACAGCAGCAACCACAGUUCCAGUUCAACACUGGAUUCGGACUCGGACUCCCGCAAGACUCCUUUCGGUGCUCAGUCUGCUCCAAGAGCUCGACGAUUGGAGUGCUGCCGUUCGUUUGUGCGCACAAAACGUGCCAAUCAUGCUACCAGAUGACACCGUCCUCGUACGAUCGACGGGCUUGCAAGCUGUGUGGUGCCGUAUCGACAGCCACCGCCAACUUUACAUCGCAGAUGUACCUGUCUCCGACGCUUCCAUCACCGCCACGUGGAGCUCUGAUGUCGGAUUGUUCGACACCAACGAUGAAUAAUCACAUUAAUUCAUCAACUCCACUUCAUCAACCUCGUGCAUUCUCAUUCUCACUCAGUGGAAUGCCUGGAUCACCGUCUCCAGUGAUGGGUGCACGGAUGCCAUCGUCUGCUGGUGGGCUCAUGAUGCGUCCAAUUGGAUUCCCCGACUCGGACAGCAGUUUGACAUCAUGGUCUCCAUUGCAACAACCAUCACAGCUUUCUAUCAAUAAUCUGUCGAGCAUCGGAGGACACCAGCAACAAUCGCCGAUGUUGAUGCAAAAUGUGUUUGAUUCGUUGGCAGUGAACGAUGAUACUCCUGUAUUCUCUCCACUCUCUCCAACGAAUACUUCAAUGCAUAUGCCACCAUCAUUGAUGGCAUCACCAGAUGUUCCAAAACAUUCUGCAACCAUAGCUCCACCACGUAAUUCCAUGUGCUCGACGCCACGUCUUCAAUUGGCAACACCAAUGUCUUCACAAUCACAGCAAACUUUUCCAAUUCCUUCACCACUUGGAUCUCAGCCACAACAACAACAGCCAAUGGGUCCGAUUCAAUGUCAAGGAUGCGAAUCGAAAAUAUCGUUCGCCUACUGUAUGCAAUGUCAGGAAGCUUUGUGUAUUCAUUGUGUUCAAGCUCAUCAGCGUGUUCGAGCCACCAAACAACAUGCGUUCGUUGAGCUUCAGCAGUUGAUGGCUACUUUGAUGAGCCGUGCAGUUCAACCACAACAAGCACAGCAAUACACUCAAAAUGUUGGAGGAUCAGUUCGUCAAGCACUUGGAUCAGUUGGAAGUGGAGAUGUUUUCUUUUCAGGACAUGUGUCUGGCGUUGAAAAUGAUUCAAUUGGCAGUGGAGAAUCAUCACCUCGAAGCUCUUCUGUGUGUGGAACUCAUGAUUCAGUAAUCAUUGGAAUCUGUGAGAAUUGUCCUCAUUCAGUUCUAUUGUGUGCAAUCUGUGUUGCUCAACAUCCUGGAAAGCAUCGAGUUCAGCCACUUGGAGAUAUUCGAGUUGCUGUUGGAGAAGUUGUUAAUGAGAGUCAAUUAUUGCAAUGGCAAUGUGAGAAGACUGGUGAUACUAUCAAGCAGAUUAUCGAUGGAAUUGUUACAAAUGCAACGACCGCUGAAAACGAGAUUCGAGCCGCUUUCGAUACACACGUCAACGCUUUGGAGGAACGACGAAAGGAACUACUCAAGAGGGUGGAGACAGUGAAGAAUCUGAAACUGUCAGUUCUCAUUUCACAAGCAGAAAGUCUUCAAUCAAAGCAAAUUGAUUUACAACAAGCAAUUCAAACUGCAACAAAGUUGAUGGAUAGUUCUGAUUGUGAUGAGAUGGUUCUUCGUCAAGUAUUUGAAAAGUUGGCAUCGUGCCAAAUGGGAAAUGAGGGCACCGAGCCAAACAACAAUAUUUUGAAUGUAUUGAUGUUGGCAUGUCAGGUGAAUGAAGACGAUCGACUCAAAUUCACAGCUCCACAGGAUGGAAUUCUUCUUAACAAAGCUCGACAAUUCGGAAAUAUUGAGAGUGGGCCAUGUGCCAAGAAUAGUUCAAUUGUCGGAGACUCUUUUAAAAAAGCGAUUCGUGAGCGUCAAACAGUGAUCUAUGUGCAACUCCGCGAUGCAUGUGGAGAUCUGUUGUCUUCAUCGAUUGCUGCAACUCAACCAACAUCCCAAGCACUUCUUCCUCAUCAAGAACCACAUUCCCAUUUGGAACAAGCUAUGCCAACUUCUGAUGUACAGGCUUUUGUCAUUUCACCAGAUGGAUCAACUGUAGAGGUCACAAUGACACCCCGUGAGAAUGGAAUCGUCGCACUCUCGUAUUAUCCAUCUAUCGAAGGAUCCUACACACUGAAUAUUCUUGUCAAAGGAACUCCAAUCAGUGGAUGCCCGACAACAAUGGAUAUUCGACGUGGCAGGAACUAUGAUGAGAUUGCAGCAAAAGGGCCAAUUCUGACAUUCGGAAAAGAAGGAUCCGGUGACGGAGAAUUAUGUCGUCCAUGGGGAAUAUGUGUUGAUCAGAGAGGACGUGUUAUUGUCGCUGAUCGAAGCAACAAUCGUGUUCAAAUAUUUGACAAAGAUGGAAAUUUCAUCUCAAAGUUCGGAACCAGUGGAAAUCGUCCAGGACAGUUUGAUCGUCCUGCUGGAAUAACUACCAAUUCUCUGAACAAUAUUGUGGUGGCUGAUAAAGAUAAUCAUCGUGUCCAGGUAUUCGAUGAAAACGGAAUGUUCCUUCUCAAGUUUGGAGAUCGUGGACGUGCUGUUGGCUACUUCAACUAUCCAUGGGGAGUUGCCACGAAUUCUCAUAAUGCGAUAGCCGUCUCGGAUACUCGGAAUCAUCGUGUUCAGAUCUUCACACCACAGGGACAAUUCGUUCGCAAAUGUGGAUUUGACUCCGCCUACUUCUUCAAGAACUUGGACUCGCCACGUGGAUUGUGCUAUCUGCCAGAUGGACAAUUACUCAUUACCGACUUCAACAAUCACCGACUCGCAGUCCUAUCGCCCAGAAACAUGUCAGAGAUGAAGGUUUACGGAAGUGAAGGAGAUGGUGAUGGAAUGUUCGUUCGUCCACAAGGAGUUGUGAUUGAUCCAGAGGGACAUAUACUUGUAUGUGACUCUCGGAACAAUCGAGUUCAAGUCUUUGCGUCUGAUGAUAUGAGAUUCAUUGGCUCAUUUGGACUUGGACCCGUCCCCAAUUCUGGGUUCCAAAUGCCACAAGAGCUACCGGCUCCGUAUUCGUCUCUCGGUGGUCCAUUCGGUGCUCCAGCCUUUUCAUCGGCUCCAACUCCACUGACUCCUUCACCACGUCAGCUUCUGGAUCGUCCCACUGAUUUGGCAGUUGGACCUGAUGGUCGCAUAUACGUCGUUGAUUUCGGAAACAAUUGCAUCCGUGUCUUCUAGACACUUUCUUCUUGCUCUUUACCCAUUUCAGAUUGUUUUUUAAAAUAAUCUUUUGAUCCCUUGAUCCUUCUUGCAUCUAGAGUACAGUUCAACUUGUACUUUCUUUCUUUUUCCCCCACUCCUAGUCGAUGAUCGGCCCCAUCAAAUCGGGCGCAAAGCACACACAUUCCAGAAAUGUUCCCUUUUUUCCCCCCGAGUAUUGUCCUUUUCCCCUUUUCUACACAGGUUAAUUAAGAGUUAUGUAUUUCAUAUAGUAUUUGUGUAAUGUUUAUUUUCCUGUGCUUCUACCCGGUAGAACAUCCAAAAAGCUCCCCCGUCCCCCCAAAUCCAUGUUCCAUCUGUAUAUCCCAGUUUUUUGUCUGUUUUAUCUUCUCUCGAGCGCUUCAGCCAAAUCCCCUUCCCCUCGUAAUUAUCCUUGUUUUUCAUACAUUUAUGCAAGUUUUCUCUCACCAUUUUAAUGGUUUCCCAUCCAUUCAUAUGGCUCCGCCCCUUCCCUGUGCACUUUUUAUCUGAAAAUUCUUUGAUAUUUAGAGAAAUUUGAGAAUAUUUCGAUGAGAUUCAUGUAGGUUUUUCCAAAAAAUCGAACGAAUUUUGUCGGAAUAUUUGAAAUCUCAGGAAAAGUCUAAAGAAUUAAAACACCCACAAUAGCACCUCUUUUCCUCAAAUUGCACCAACUCAAGUAUACCUUUUAUACAACCGUUCUACACUCAACGCGAUGUAAAUAUCGCAAUCCCUUUUUAUACAACCAUUCUGCCUCUGAACCAUUGAAACCUUCUCCCGUACUCCCACCAAUAGAUUAUUGCACUUUUCUGAGAGUUUUUCUGUGUUGGAAUCAUAAUUUUCUAAACUGAUUCGCAUAAUUUCCAACACUGAAAAACUUUCUCAACACCUCUGGUGACUAUUUUCUUUUCCGGUGUUAAUUGUCCCAAUUGCCUAAUGUCCCCAGUGUUCAUUUAAGCUCCCCAUUUAUUUUUAUUUCACUGUCUUGGUUUUUGUGCCCUAGCGCUAAAUAUUGUUUUAUUUUAAUGCAUGCUUCCUGCACGCCCCUCCCCCUUCUUGCGCACCCAAUUUUACAACAAUUUGUAAUUUAAAUUCGCAAAUUUCACUGCGAAAUUUGAAAUAUAUUGCUGAUAACAUAAUUGGAAUAAAUUGUUUUU
Caenorhabditis elegans is the source of this 4796-nucleotide messenger RNA. It is a transcript of the gene lin-41, whose product is annotated as Protein lin-41. Gene Ontology annotation, molecular function: zinc ion binding. Gene Ontology annotation, cellular component: cytoplasm; P-body. Lineage: Eukaryota; Metazoa; Nematoda; Chromadorea; Rhabditida; Rhabditidae. The record is from RefSeq and is marked reviewed.